UCACGUGACUCGCGCAGCGGCCCAGACAGCAUCAGGAGCGGAGACAGCAGCGCUAACAACACACUCAUCUGACACACACUCUCUCACACACACACACUCACAGGUAAAGAGCAGCACCGACUCGCUCGGGCUUCGGUGUCAUCCGUGGACCGGUUCCGUGCCUCUAACGCGUCCUGUUCUGGCGUUUUAACGCGGGAAAGCGGCGAGGAGCGCGGGAAGAAUCCCCGACGCUGAUUGGCCGACGGCUCCCCCGGAGCGAUGACGUCACGGGCGGAGCGCAGGAGCAGCUGACGCGCAGGAGAACCCCGCGCGUGCGUCCGCCGCCAUGAGCACGCGCACAGGAGCGUUCCGUCCGUCGAUGACGUCACCCCCCAGGAGCGACGACGUCAUGAGGGGGCUGCUUCGCCCUGGAGAAAGUUUUCUGUGACUCCGUCCCUGAGAUUUCCCGGAAAAGGCGCGCGACUUGGUUUAUGUUGCUAGUUUUAUGCAGUACUUUUGGGCGGGGAGUGUUUGUGAAGCAGCGGCCGCUCUCACCCGGACCCUAAGGACCCGCCGGAGAGCCCGGUGACUCUGUGGAUUUGCGCGAGUGCGCUCGUAGCAGCAGGCAUGUUCGCGGCGGUGGAGCUCGGGCCCGUCCUCUGCAGCGACUCCAACAUCCUGUGUCUGUCCUGGAAGGGCCGAGUGCCCCGCAGUGAGAAGGAGAAGCCCGUGUGCAGGAGGCGCUGCUACGAGGAGGGCUGGCUGGCCACGGGGAACGGCCGAGGGGUCGUGGGGGUCACCUUCACCUCCAGCCACUGCCGGAGAGACCGGCCCACCCCGCAGAGAAUCAACUUCAACCUGAGGGGCCACAACAGUGAGGUGGUGUUGGUGAGAUGGAACGAACCCUUCCAGAAGCUGGCCACCUGCGACACGGACGGCGGGAUCUUCGUCUGGAUUCAGUACGAGGGCCGCUGGUCGGUCGAGCUGGUCAAUGACCGAGGAGCUCAGGUGAGCGACUUCACCUGGUCCCACGACGGCAUGCAGGCGCUGAUCUCGUACCGCGACGGCUUCGUCCUCGUGGGAUCGGUCAGCGGUCAGAGACACUGGUCCUCCGAGAUCAACCUGGAGAGUCAGAUCACCUGCGGGAUCUGGACCCCUGAUGACCAGCAGGUGUUGUUUGGGACGGCGGAUGGUCAGGUGAUCGUCAUGGACUGUCACGGCCGGAUGCUGGCUCAUAUCUUGCUGCACGAGGCCGAGGGCAUCUCCAGCAUGGCCUGGAACUAUCCUAACUUCCUGGUGGAGGACAGCAGCGAGAGCGACACGGACUCGGACGACUGCACGCCUCUGCAGGUGCACAGUCUGAAGCCGCUGCUGACCGUCUGCUUCACGUCUGGAGACGUCAGUCUGAUGAAUAACUACGAUGACCUCUCACCCACGUUAAUACGCACCGGCCUCAAAGAUGUGGUGGUGCAGUGGUGCUCUCAGGGCGACCUGCUGGCUGUGGCUGGGAUGGAGAGACUCGUGAUGACCUCUGACCCCUCCCAGGCCCCCCGGAACGCCAUUGUGAAGUUUUACAAUGUGUGCGGCGAGCACAUUUACUCACUGGAGACACCUGCUCAGAGGCCCAUCAGCACACUCUGCUGGGGUCACCGGGACUCGCGUCUGUUCCUGGCCAGCGGCCCGGCGCUCUACGUGCUCCGGAUCGAGCAUCGCGUCGCUAGCCUCCAGCUGCUGUGUCGUCAGGUCAUCGCCGGAGCGCUUCACGAGGAGAAGGACGUGGCCAAGCUCAGCAUGCCCUCUCGCCUCGGCACUUACGUGUCUUCUGCCUUCGCCUCCACCAUCAAGCCACCCAUCCCGGAUCCCAACAACAUGAGGGACUUUGUUAGUUAUCCGACAUCAGGUAACGAGCGCCUGCACUGCACCAUGAAGAGGACGGAGGAUAACCCCGAGGUCGGCGGCCCCUGCUACACCCUGUACCUGGAGUAUCUGGGGGGACUCGUGCCGAUUCUCAAAGGCCGUAGGAUCAGCAAGCUUCGCCCUGAAUUUGUCAUCAUGGACCCAAAGACGGACGGGAAAACAGAUGAAGUCUAUGGAAACAGCUUCAUCCCCUCCAUGAUUGACAGCUGCAACUGCUCAGACUCUAGUGACAUUGAGCUCAACGACGAUUGGGUCGGAAAGAAAUCGCCAAAGAUCUCCAGAGGGAGCAAGUCUCCCAAACUUCCCAGAGACUUAGUGUGUCCCUUUACCAACAGGAUUAAUAUAGAUCCCCGUAAGUCCCCCAAGCUCUCUCGCACCGCGCAGGAGAUAUCGCGAUCGCCUCGGCUGCCCAUUCGUAAGCCCUCCAUCGGCUCUCCGAGUCUGACUCGGCGGGAGUUUCCUCUCGACGACAUCACACAGCACAAUUAUCUUGCGCAAGUUACAUCUAACAUAUGGGGAACAAAGUUCAAAAUUGUGGGGCUUGCAGCAUUUUUGCCAACAAAUCUCGGAGCAGUUAUCUACAAGACCAGUUUACUUCACCUCCAGCCCAGACAGAUGACCAUCUACCUCCCUGAGGUGAGGAAGAUCUCAGUGGAAUACAUUAACUUGCCUAUGUUUAGUCCUAAUGUCUUCAGUGAGGAUGAGGAUGACCUGCCUGUCACAGGAGCAUCAGGAAUCACUGAUGAUAAUCCACCUUGCACUGUCAACAUACCCAUUGCCCCCAUACACAGCCCCGCACAAGCCAUGUCCCCCACCCAGAGCAUCGGCCUUGUCCAGUCCCUGCUAGCCAAUCAGAACGUCCAGCUGGAUGUGUUGUCCAGUCCAACAUCGACUGUGGCACCACCUGGGGUGUCCGAGCAAGGACAGCAGGACUCUGUGCUCACGGCUCAGUACUCCGUUCCUGCCAGGUAUUCUAGUCCUGGACAGGUAAUCUUUGGAGGUAUGGAGGUCGGUCGGAUUUUAGUUGCGCAAUCCCAACAACAACAACAGCAGCAACAACAACAGCAGCAGCAGCUGCAACAACAUUAUCAACAGCAGCAGCAGCAGCAGCUCCAGCAACAGCUUCAGCAGUAUCAGUUGCAGCAGCAGCAGUUGUUACAGCAUCAGCACAUGCAGCAGCAGCAGCAGCAACACAUGCAGCAACAGAUCCAGCAGAUGCAGCAGCAACAGCAAAUGCAACAGCAGCUUCAGCAUCAAAUCCAACAGCAGCAUCUGCAAAUGCAACUGCAGCUGCAGCAUCAGCAAAUGCAGCAGCAGUUGCAGCAGCAGCAGCAUCCGAUCCAGAUCCCUGUUCCCGCUUUGCCCUCAGGUCCACCGCCAUGCCCGGUCAUUCAGCUCACGCAGAGCCCCGUCCCGGAUGUUCCCCCGACAGCAGAGCACGGAGCGGAGCAUGACCUCCUGCUUAAAAUUAAAACGACUCGCUCUGCCCCACAACUGGCUGAGGGUGACGCGGUGGUUUUUACUGCCCCUCUCGAGAUUAGUAAGAUGAAUCCUCCACCUCCUUACCCGGGCACAGUUUCCGCUGCCACGGCGGCAGUUUCCGCUGCUGUUUCUACGAGUUGCACCUCGGGAGGCAGCUCCAGCACUACAUCCUCAGGGGAAGCCUGUGUAAAGAAAGGGGACCUGACCCUGUAUCCACCUGCUGCCCAGGCAGCGCAGUACCCGACGCCGCUGGGCUACGAACGCAUCACCACAUUUGACAGCAGCGGAAAUGUGGAGGAGGUAUGCCGUCCCCGCACCAGACUUGUUUGCAACCAGAACGUUUACACACUUCAGGGCCCGGGAAGCUCUGCCACCCUCAGGGUCUCAUCAUCUUCUUCUGCUGUUGAGGGGAAGAAGGUGCAGUUGCCCUAUGCCUCAGCCACAUUGAACCGUCUCACUGUGCCAAGGUACUCUAUACCAAGUGGGGACCCACCCCCUUACCCUGAUGCAGCCAAUCAGGGCGGAGCGGGGCGGAGCCCAGGCCAGAGAUUGGACAGCAGCUUGAUUCACGCUACCUUGAGGCGGAAUAGUCGGGAAGCUGCACUGAAGGUUUCUCAGAUCCUGGAUCCCCAAAGAACCCUGCCCUCCAAGGCCAAAGCCAGUGCUUUGUCUGCCUCCUACCAGCCGAGAGGGCCGACAGCUCUUUACACGUGCAGUCAGUGCAGUAGUAACGGUGGGAGUAACGCCAGCAAUGGCAGUAACGGUAUAGCUGGGGGGACAAUAAUUAGGCAAGAUUUCCCACCGACCGGAGGUGGUGCACCUCACAGCACUGUAAUAGUGCACUCAAACAGUGCCUCGCCGCUGCCUUCCCAAUCUUCCUACAGCCUACUCAGCAUGGAUGGCACCGGUGGAGUGUCUAGUGCAGGUGGAAACAGGGAAAGGGCUGACUAUAUCAACUCUGCCUUUACAGAGGACGAGGCUUUAAAUCAGUCUCUGAGGCAGAUGGCUCUUAAUACGGAGGUUGUGAGUUUGACAGUCAAGCGGCCGCCACCGUAUCAAUGGGAUCCAUCUGCUACAGAAGAGAUCUGGGUUCCCCAAGAGCGUACGAUGACUCUGCCCACCUCUGUACCUCCUGCAUCCCACAAACCUCCUCCACUCAUCCUCAGCCCUGCACAGCAUCUGGACGUCUCCCGUCUUCCGUUUGUCCUCUCGCCGAAAUCUCCGACGAGUCCUAACGCUGCAACUUUUCAACUGGCGGGAGCUUACCAGAUUGCUCUGCCCUAUCCACCAAGUGCGGCCUACAGCGGCUCCGUGCAAGCUUCUCCACGCCCCACCUCUCCCAAAGAGGUGGUUACUCCUCUUCCCUUUUCCCAGCAGGACCAAGCUGUGGUCUUGCCACCCGGUUAUUCUCCCAGUCUUGCUUGCUGCCCUCUCCCACCAAUGUACCCUGGGACAGCUUCUUGUUCGAAUCUGCCUGUGACCCCCAUUCCGCUUCAUCCGUGGGGUUCUUAUAAUCCCUGUCCACCCAUGCCAAGUCCGUCGGGUCCUGCUCCAUCCCUUCCACCAAAGACCUCACACUUGCUGGAUAAGCCUGUUCUUUCUCCUCCCCCUCAACCACCUCCUCUGCCUACGCCUCCUCCAGACCUCCAGAGUCCCCCAGAAUCCAUCGCCGAGGCUGGGGAAAAUUUUCAAGAGGUGCUCUCGCUCAAUGAAAGUCCGGUUCCUCAAAGAGCAGAUAGGUUUGGCAAGAAGAACCGCAAGCGCUUGGACAACAGUCGAGCAGAGGAAGCAAAUGUUCCGGCGAUCACAGAAGGAGCCAACAAGUCUAAAAAAGAGGGCCGUGCCCUCGGUGACUUCAACUCCCUCAUCUCCAGUCCAAGGUUAGGCAGUCGAGACAAAAAGAAGCCGAAAGGCCAGAAAGAGCAGCUGAAAGCCAAAAAGCUAAGCAAGGCCACCACUAAUGAGUUCCAGGACAGCUCCGAGAGCGAGCCGGAGCUCUUCAUCAGCGGCGACGAACUGAUGAACCAAAGCCAGAGCGGUAAAAAGAGCUGGAAAGCAAAAAGGAACUUGCGGGCGGGAGGCUGCGAGCUGGACGAAAUCAAGUGCCGAAAGGCUAACGAGAAAGAAGACCGUGGCCUCGGCAGCCAAGGGUUCGUCUACAUCAUGGCCAACAAACAGCCUCUUUGGAACGAAGCCACGCAGGUCUACCAGCUGGAUUUUGGAGGAAGAGUCACGCAGGAAUCGGCAAAGAACUUCCAGAUUGAGCUCGAGGGGAGACAGGUGAUGCAGUUCGGAAGGAUUGAUGGAAAUGCAUACAUCCUGGACUUUCAGUACCCCUUUUCAGCUGUGCAAGCUUUUGCUGUAGCACUUGCUAAUGUCACCCAGCGCCUCAAGUGAUCCACUGGGCUUGAACAUUUUAGCCAAUUCUUUCCUCGCUCUCUCUCUUGUUCCUUUAGAAUUUUUCCCAGUUUAAGAUGCAGUACUAAUACUUGAAAACUACAUCUGGGAAGCCACAUUUUCCGAGUGUUAGAGGUACUACUGGGCACUGAAAUCAAUUGCUGUACAACAUACUGUCAUUACUAAUUUUUUCUUUUUUUUUUUUUUUUUUUUUUUUUGCAUAAGAUACUAAUGUUUGUCACACUUUGAGGAUGUAAAAUCCAACUCACUUCCAGGGACUUUACCCUUGGAGUUCAAUAGCUGGCAUCUGGUUAGAUGCUUUUGGCUUGCAGUCAUAAAGUGUAUUUUAUUAAGAGAUAGUUAGACUGAAUAUACAGUCUGUAGCUGUACGCUCUAGGUAUUUCUAUUAGGAUGGACUUGCUUCGGCAGACCGAAUAAGCUCAACGGUGAAACCAUUGAUGCUGUAUUCAUUAGCGUUCUAGAUGUUUUUAGUGAUGAAUUCCUCUUGAAUGUUUGUUUGUUCAUCCACACUUUUUUUUUUUUUUUUUAUUCGUACUGCCCUGCAUGUGUCAUUUUAUAGUGGGUCAGUGACGUAUACAGAUUUUCGACAAGCGAAUUUGAGAUGUUUCAAAUACAAAAAAAAUCUAUUGCAAUUGUUAAAAAAUUAAGAAUGUUUCAUUAGGGUAUUUUAGUGAUUUUUGAUUGUUUUUUUGUCAUCUUGGUGAACUGGUCAUAGCUUCAAAAAGUGGUGCAACCAUGAUUUAUCUUAAAAUGAAUCAAUUUCCUUAAUAUGCAUCGUUUUUUAAAUGUGUUUUCUGUAAUUAAAGUGUUUAGAAACAAGGUAUUUACAGUGAGUUUUUGCAAAUAAUUCUAAUAUUUUUGGUCAAAAAAAUUAUCGAAUUGAAAUGUUUAUAAAAACUCAGAUUACUUUGAUUCUAAACACUUAAAUUCUGCAUGUUAAAGUUUUUUUUUAACUGGCUGUCAAACAACUAAUCACGAUUAUUCGCUUCCAAAAAAAAGGUUUUGUUUAAAUGAGUACUUUUUAUAUUCAUGCAUAUAUAAAUGCAAACAUUGUAUAUAUGUGUGUACGUCUAAGAAAAAUAGACUGUUUAUAUAUUGACUAUAUAUAUAUAUAUAUAUAUAUAUAUAUAUAUAUAUAUAUAUAUAUAUAUAUAUAUAUAUAUAUAUAUAUAUAUAUAUAUAUAUAUAUAUAUAUAGAAAUGUAUAUACAUGUAAAUAUAUUCAAAAUAUGUACACAGCACACGUACAUAUAGUACGUCAAUGGACCUUUAUGUUGAAUGCGUUUAAUCUCUGGACGUUAAUUAAAGGAAAUCACGGUUGCACCACUUUCCCUUCAUUAAAAUACUUAAUAAACCUUUAUCUGAAUUAAUGUGCACACAGCGUUCUUAAUGUCUGAACAGUUGCAAUAGAUGAUAUUUUUGUAUUUGUCCCAAAUCCUUACACGUCAUUGGCUUCUUUAGAAAGCAACCUUUUUACUGUCUUCCUGGUUGGGUUUCUUUCCUGCGGCGAAACAGGAAGUGAUGUGCCAAUCAGGCCCCCCCUCCCUCCCGAAUCUGAAGUGACUGCCCCCUGCUGACGCUUCUGUGAAGUGAUUUUGUGUAAUGGCUCUCAAGCCACAUUUAAUCCACCUGGACGUGUGCAGACAGGAGAUAUUUUUCUACCGCUCUUUCACACCUCUGCUUAUUCGUCUGCUUCUCGAGGGAGCUCCGCGGUGGGCUCUCUGUGAACGGAGCAGCACGCCCCGUGUUUUCUUCUCAUUAUAUUUUAAUGUCGGUAGAGCGAGCGAGCGAUACAGAAGAGAGCAGCAGUGGUCAUUGCGUUUGGUUUUUUAGUGUUUUCGGAAGAGUUCCAUCGCGGCAUAAAAGUGCGUCGUGCGUUUAUGUGCAUGUGUCCGUCUUCUGUCUUUCGUGAAGAGUGAUCCGAACACAAGUGCUGUUUUGUUUCGUGUGAUGAGAAUCCUCCGAUGGUGAAUUGAGAAAAAGUAGUCGAUGUUUGUAACGGAAGAGUUUAUUUAUUUAUUUAUGUCUUGUUUGUGCAAUAUUGUCAAGACUAAUGCUUUCUUCACCGUCGGCUUUCUCGAGGCGCGUAUGCCGUUUAAUCAGCGUUCGUGAGCGUUAUCCAUGUGCAAGCGGUUCUCGGGCUCGCCGUGGUGUGUAUAUACCGUAGACGGCGCGCCGGCGGGGUUUGGUGUUGGUGAUUUGUGUUUUUGUGAGAUUUUUGACGUUCUCACCGCUACAUCCGCUGAGAUCCGAGCGUCUUUAUUGGACUUUAUGGUGCAGUUAUUAUUUGAAAUGUGCUUGGUAUUGGUAGGACUAGGACAGUGCUUCGGAGGCGGAGAAACGUGACUUUGGUGAACGAAUGUGUGUAUUGGACGGUACAAAGGCAUGCUGGGUAAACGAUGUGGCUUGUUUUGUAAAGAACGUGUUUGUUUUAGAAGAGGCGAGCAUGGAGCGGCUUUGGAGUUGAAGACGCACGUCACGGCUCGCUGUAAUUGCAACACUUUUUAGAUUUGCGUUUGCUUUGGUCCAUUCUGUCUGCACCCAUGAUGCCGUCUGGUUUUGAGGUGACUGCUUGGCAGGAGAGUUAGGACUCGUUUAGAUCUCUUUAUUUGCUCUAUACUGUAUAUUGAAGGGAACCUCACGCUUUGCCAGUUCCCUGUUUUUUGACUCUUGUUUUGUAAACAGACUCUGGGGUCGGGGUCAGGCGAAACUAACUUGAAGCCUAUGCACUAGGGUUUGCAUUGUACUGUAACGAACAGUUUUGUUGUUCCUCAGAAGCUGAAUUGUGUCCUUUGUCGGUGUGUAGCCCAAUAAAAGUGUACAGGUCGAA
Molecule: messenger RNA, 8625 nt
Organism: Puntigrus tetrazona (Sumatra barb)
Lineage: Eukaryota; Metazoa; Chordata; Actinopteri; Cypriniformes; Cyprinidae
Gene: tulp4a
Product: TUB like protein 4a
Exons: 14
Coding region: 607-5775 (1722 amino acids)
Molecular function (GO): protein binding
Source: RefSeq, a predicted model, not a curated record